Molecule: messenger RNA, 1273 nt
Organism: Meloidogyne enterolobii
Lineage: Eukaryota; Metazoa; Nematoda; Chromadorea; Rhabditida; Meloidogynidae
Source: the annotation of a GenBank genome assembly
AUGCAAGACUUUAUUUAUGCCCUUUUUGACUUUGCCGAAACCAACAAUUCCAACACUACUUUGUCUGAUGCUGCUUUACGUUCGCUCGUUUCUCUAGGCGUUAAAAAGCCUAAAAUGUUUAUAAAUGCUGUACAUACAUUUUUGCUUGAUAAUGGAAAAAAGAUGAAUGAAAAAGACAAAGCUUUUGCUUUCCGUUGUUUAACAAACGUUUUUAAUCAAGUGGACGUUGUUGAUGUUUGUGAUGAACAACAAAUUUUAUUAAUUGCUAAUCUUAGCACACAGGAAAUGAGUAUGGCUAAGGAUGUUGAAAAUGGACUUGCACAUGCAGCAAAAGACGUUUUUGUUUCUUUGGUUGGAAAAUCUGACAAAUUUGUUAAUCACGUCGUUGACUCUCUUUUACACAAAUUCCAACCUGGUUCAACUUCACCUCCUCACAGAUUUAUUAUUUUGACAUUAUCAGAAAUUGCACAAAAAAAUCGUUUCAUUCUCGCACGGACAGAUGCUCUUUUACCUCACUUAAAAAAUGACCAAAUCAAAAGUGCUUUUUGUCAGGCUCUCUGUUCUUUUGCGGAAUCUGUGAAAGAAUUUAUUUGGACACAAAAACGACAAAAUAAUGAAAUGGAAAUUAAAUCUGACGAGUGUGUGGCAGUCGAUGAAAGCGAAAUUAGUGAAAGUUAUGCUGACCAGUUUGAAACGGCUUAUGAUGUUAUAAUUAAUUGGACAACUUCUUCAAAGGACCAUAAAUGUCGUGCUGAUGCUGCCGAAUGUAUAGGAAAGCUUUGUUUAAUGAUUGAUCGUGAACGAAUAUUAAAAGAUUUGAAACGUUUGGACACAAUAUUUCGUUCAUUACACAAAAAGGCUUUAAAUCCUGAAGAGCAGUUAGCUAUUACAAUGGGUAUUUCUAAUUUCCUGCAAGCUUCCUGUAUUGAAGAAAGCAUUCCAAUUGAACACUACAUUAAUGACUUGUUUGAAAUGCUUUUUCCACAUGUUUGCCUUCCUGCUGAUCAAAUUGUUGAUGAUCCCUCUUUGCCUAAUUUAUUACAAAUAAAACUUCGAAAUGAAGUUUUUCGUUGUUUUCAAGUUUCUAGUUGUAGGACUGCUGAUAAAGAGAUUUAUUUUUUGUUGCAUAAAAUGCAAAGUCAAAGCGAGAUUGUUAAACUGGGUGCUAUAAAUUUAUUUAGACAUCUUCUCAAUUCUGCUGGUUAAUAUUUUAUUUUUGUUUAAAUUUUUUAAGAGGUUGAGGCUUUCUUCCGACUCUUUUUCUGAAUUUUCC